UACGUCGGAGAGUCCGAGGCCAACAUCCGCAAGCUGUUCGCCGACGCCGAGGAGGAGUCGAAGAAAGCCGGCGCCAACUCCGGGCUACACAUCAUCAUCUUUGACGAGAUUGACGCGAUUUGUAAGCAGCGUGGAUCAAUGGCCGGUUCUUCUUCAGUCCAUGACACUGUCGUCAACCAGUUGCUGUCAAAGAUGGACGGUGUUGAUCAGCUGAACAAUAUUCUUGUGAUUGGCGUUACUACGCCCUGGCCGUCUCGAAGUCGGCGUCGAGAUUGGGCUCCCCGACGAGACGGUCGUUCCCAAAUCUUGCGCAUUCACACCGCCCGCAUGAGAGAAUUCGACAAGCUCGACAAGGACGUCGAUAUCGAUGACCUGGGCUGUAGA
This is a messenger RNA of Mesorhabditis spiculigera, 384 nucleotides long. NCBI's taxonomy places the organism in Eukaryota, Metazoa, Nematoda, Chromadorea, Rhabditida, Rhabditidae. The record is from the annotation of a GenBank genome assembly.